This is a messenger RNA of Physeter macrocephalus (sperm whale), 3495 nucleotides long. It is a transcript of the gene LRCH4, whose product is annotated as leucine rich repeats and calponin homology domain containing 4. Bases 185 to 2329 code for a protein of 714 amino acids. The transcript is spliced from 17 exons. The record is from RefSeq and is a predicted model, not a curated record. Gene Ontology annotation, molecular function: protein binding. NCBI's taxonomy places the organism in Eukaryota, Metazoa, Chordata, Mammalia, Artiodactyla, Physeteridae.
GUCUCCACCCCGCCGGCGGGUUCUGAUUAGCCACUUCCGACGCGUCUCGGGAUCCCGAUUGGUCCGUCGGGUCCCUGAGCCCGCUUCCUCCCCCUGGAAGCGACUACGGCGGCUCCGAGGAGGGGGAGGGGCAAGGAGGGACGGCCGGUCCCGUCAGUCAGGCAGCGGGAGCCGCCGGGAGCGGAUGGCGGCGGCGGUAGCGGCCCCUCUCGCCGCCGGGGGUGAGGAGGCGGCGGCCACGAUCUCCGUUCCAGGGUCUCCGGGUCUGCCCGGGAGCCGCAGUGCAGAGCGGGCCCUAGAGGAGGCCGUGGCCACCGGGACCCUGAACCUGUCUAACCGGCGUUUGAAGCACUUCCCCCGGGGCGCGGCCCGCAGCUACGACCUGUCAGACAUCACCCAGGCUGACCUGUCCCGGAACCGGUUCCCCGAGGUGCCAGAGGCAGCGUGCCAGCUGGUGUCCCUGGAGGGUCUGAGCCUCUACCACAAUUGUCUGAGAUGCCUGAACCCAGCCUUGGGGAAUCUCACAGCUCUCACCUACCUCAACCUCAGCCGAAACCAGCUGUCAUCGCUGCCGCCCUACAUCUGCCAGCUGCCCCUGCGCGUGCUCAUCGUCAGCAACAACAAGCUGGGGGCCCUGCCUCCCGACGUCAGCGCCCUGGGCAGCCUGCGACAGCUCGACGUGAGCGGCAAUGAGUUGCCAUCUCUCCCCGCGGAGCUGUGCGGCCUCCCUUCCCUGCGGGAUCUCAAUGUUCGGAGGAACCAGCUCAGCGCCCUGCCUGAUGAGCUGGGAGACCUUCCUCUUGUCCGCCUGGAUUUCUCCUGUAACCGUGUCUCCCGCAUCCCGGUCUCCUUCUGCCGCCUCAGGCACCUGCAGGUCAUUUUGCUGGACAGCAACCCCCUGCAAAGCCCGCCUGCCCAGAUCUGCCUGAAGGGGAAACUUCACAUCUUCAAGUAUUUGUCAACAGAGGCUGGGCGGCGCGGGGGGUCUGCACUGGGGGACCUGGCCCCUUCCCGCCCCCCGAGUUUCAGCCCCUGCCCCGCUGAGGACUUGUUUCCGGGACGUCGGUAUGAUGGAGGGCUGGAUUCGGGCUUCCACAGCGUUGACAGUGGCAGCAAGAGGUGGUCUGGAAAUGAGUCAACGGAUGAAUUUUCCGAGUUGUCGUUCCGGAUCUCAGAGCUGGCCCGGGAGCCUCGGGGACCCAGGGAGCGGAGGGAGGAUGGCUCUGCUGACGGAGACCCUGAGCAGGUUGACUUCAUCGACAGCCACGUCCCUGGGGAGGACGAAGAGCGAGGUGCUGGCGAGGAGCAGCGGCCGCCAGAAUCGAGCCCUGUGGCAGGGGAUGGGGAGAGGGCACCAAGCAGCAGGCGGGAGGAGCCGGCAGGGGAGGAGAGGCGGCGCCCAGACACCCUGCAGCUGUGGCAGGAGCGCGAGCGGCGGCAGCAGCAGGGUGGACUGUGGGGCUCCCCAAGGAAGGACAGUUUUCCGAAGCUGGCGGUCAGGGCUCCUGGUGGGGGUGCUGCCGCCUCGUCCGGUCAGGCCACCUACAAGUAUGUGUCCUCCUGGACCCCGCCUCCCUCGGUCCUUGCCCUACCCGCCCUUCCCCUGAGCAUCCCCUCGAUUCCCCUUCUGUCUCUCCUUAGCAGCACGUCCAAGUCCAAUGCCACCCAGCUGGGAGCUUCGGGGGGGCAGGGUGCUCCCACCCCCGCCUCCACCUCCCAGGAGCCCCUUCCUACGGCGGGACCAGCCACCGCACCUGCUCCCCGGCCGCUCAGCUCCAUUCAGAGGCCAAACAGCUUCCUCUUCCGUUCUUCCUCUCAGAGCAGCUCAGGCCCUUCCUCACCGGACUCUGUCUUGAGACCUCGGCGAUCCCCCCAGCUUUUGGACGAAAAGGAGGUGAUGGCUCAGCUGCGCCAGGUGCUUGAGUCCCAGCUGCAGCGGCCCCUGCCCGAGGACCUGGCAGAGGCUCUAGCCAAUGGGGUCACCCUCUGUCAGCUGGCCAACCAGCUGCGGCCCCGCUCCGUGCCCUUCAUUCACGUGCCCUCACCUGCUGUGCCAAAACUCAGCGCCCUCAAGUCUCGGAAGAAUGUGGAGAGUUUCUUAGAAGCUUGUCGAAAAAUGGGGGUGCCUGAGGCUGACCUGUGCUCGCCCUCGGAUCUCCUCCAGGGCACUGCCCAGGGGCUGUGGACCACCCUGGAGGCUGUGAAGCGGGCGGGGGGCAGGUCCCCCCCGCCCCUCUGGCCCCCCUCUGGUCUGGGAGGCUUCAUCCUCUUCUACGUGGUCCUCAUGCUGCUGCUCUGUGUCGUCUACACUCGGCUCCUGGGUUCCUAGGACCUGAAGUCACCCCUCCCCCCCCCCCUCGCCCUACUUCUAUUUAUGAGACUCCUGUGCAAACCCCCUUCCCCACCGGUGGUGCCUUCAGCCCCUACCAAAGACACUAGUGAACCCCCCUCCCCUCAUAAACACUGACCUCAGAGGCCCCACUCUGGUGCCCCCAGACCCUGGGCCCCCAGCCUCUGGCCACCCUCCUGUAGCCCCUCCCCUCUCAGUGCUGAUGGUGCCUUUUAAGUCCUCUCCCUGCCCCGCCCUCUGCUUCCCUAGAGGGUGGGUCUUAACCUUCCUCCUUGCACCAUCCCCCCCCCCCAGCUGCUAUAGGGGGCUAAAUUAUCUAUAUUUUGUAGAGAGAACUCUAUAUUUGUAGGGGAUGCAGGGGCCCAGGCUGGGUCUCUGUCUCUUGGAUAAAUUGUACAGACCGUGGCUGCCUGUGUGUGCGCGUGCGCGUUUGCGUCUGCUCCUGCUGUGCCGGGGGCCCAUCCCUGGCCGUGUCCCCUGGGCUCUACGUGCCAGCUUGCCUACUCCAGCACUUCCCUCUGGAAAUGGCAGGUCUGUCCUUCCCUCUGAGCCUUGGCCCCCUCUGUCAUCUCCCUUCUGUUAUCCUCUGGCAGCUUCCUUGCAUCUCAUUUGUCCCCAAGCCAUGUCCAGGGUGCCCUUGACCCUUGCCUGCUACAUCCUGUCAGCUCCCUUUGCCCAGGCUCCUUUAGGGUGUCUCCCACCCUACAGCUGAGAGGAGGAGGUGACAAGGGGAACUUAACCUGGGCCCCUCCCCCUAGGAGUCCCUGUGCCAGCCCCACCACAUCCUGGAAGAGGAGGGGGCCCCGGGAAGGGGCCUCCCCUACAUCGCUGCUGUCGUCCAUGCACUGCUGGAACGGCCUUAGGGGUUGAGGUCGGGGUGCAGGGGCCCGACCCGGCGGGAACCCCAGGAACAGAGAAGACAGCCACGCCUGGGCUCUGCUCUCUAGUGAGGACUGGUGAGGGCGGCCUCGGGCCUGGCCCUGUGCCUCGGGCACCUGUCUGCCCGGGAGCUUGGAAGCAGGCUGGCCCAGCAAGGCGCGAGGCCGCCUCUGGGCGUGGUCGAGGGUCUGGGUUGGAAGACUGGGGGCUGGGUGUUGUGUCACGUGCAAUAAACGGAAGCCGGAAGCCCUCUAGGUUGCCCCUCA